AUGUCAUUGCCAGCAGCAUCGAAUAAAUUAUUAAAUGGUGAAAUAUCGGAAGAGAUUCGAAAUGAAAUUAAUCGCUUUGAAAGUGUACAUCCAUCUAUUUAUACCGUUUACGAUUUAAUUGAAUUAAUUAAUAAUGAAAAUUUACAAAAUCGUUUAAGGCAACAAGUUGUCUCUAUUGAAGAUGCAUUUGUAAACAGUCAAGAAUGGACGUUAAGUCGUUCAGUCAUUGAUUUGAAAUUGGGAAUAGUUGGAUCGUUGCAUAGUGGAAAGACAUCGCUUGUACAUCGUUAUUUAACAGGCGUUUGUACCAAUGAAGAAUCACCUGAAGGUGGUCGAUUCAAAAAAGAAGUUGUUAUUGAUGGUCAAAGUUAUUUGUUACUAAUUAGAGAUGAAGGUAACAGCCUUCCUGAUUAUCAGAGACAUUUAAUAAUGAUCUAUUGA
Molecule: messenger RNA, 441 nt
Organism: Dracunculus medinensis (Guinea worm)
Lineage: Eukaryota; Metazoa; Nematoda; Chromadorea; Rhabditida; Dracunculidae
Source: the annotation of a GenBank genome assembly